GGCGGGCACCGAGUCACCAGGCACGACAGUGGGCUCCGAGUCAACUGGCAUGACCGCUGGCACUGGGUCAGACAUUGGAUCGUCUGGCUGGACAGCGGGCAUCGGGUCACCAGGCAUCAGGUCAUUUGGCUCGACAGCGGGCACCGCGUCAUCUGGCAAGGCACGGGCACCGCGUCAUCUGGCAAGGCAGUGGGCUCCGAGUCAACAGGCACGACAGUGGGCACCGGGUCAUCAGGUACCGGAUUGUCUGGCUCGACAGCGGGCAUCGGGUCACCAGGCAUCAGGUCAUUUGGCUCGCCAGCGGGCACCGCGUCAUCUGGCAAGGCAGUGGGCACCGAGUCACCAGGUAUGACAGCGGGCUCUGAGUCAAUUGGCACGACAGCGGGCACUGGAUCAGGUACCGGAUCGUCUGGAUCAACAGCGGGUAUCGAGUUAACUGGC
Molecule: messenger RNA, 441 nt
Organism: Staurois parvus
Lineage: Eukaryota; Metazoa; Chordata; Amphibia; Anura; Ranidae
Source: the annotation of a GenBank genome assembly